Messenger RNA from Dacryopinax primogenitus, 1845 nucleotides. Its product is annotated as CBF-domain-containing protein. The record is from RefSeq and is a predicted model, not a curated record. Gene Ontology annotation, cellular component: small-subunit processome; Noc4p-Nop14p complex; nucleolus. Lineage: Eukaryota; Fungi; Basidiomycota; Dacrymycetes; Dacrymycetales; Dacrymycetaceae. Gene Ontology annotation, biological process: ribosome biogenesis. Bases 7 to 1845 code for a protein of 612 amino acids. The transcript has 6 exons.
CACACCAUGGCGCCCAAGCAUUCUCUUCCUGAGGCUUCAUCCAGCGCACCCAAACGAAAGAAAAGCGCACCUACAGCCGACAACCGCCUACUCAUACUCGAAACUACACUCAAUCAAGCCCUCGAAUCAUCAGCAUCUCUGAAUCCCUUGGUCGAUCUUCUCGCUCUUGCCGAGUCGGACGACGCGGGUGUAGUGCACAAGGCCAUAUAUGCGCUCUAUCGGGUGUUUGUAGUGUCUAUUGACAAGGGAAUGCUUAGUCUUGAAGCUGGAGAGGCGGGGGGGAAAGGGGGUGAAGAAGAAAAUGUGGCCCUCGUACGUGCAUGGUUGAGGGAGAGAUGGGAGGAGUAUAUCAACUUGUUAGGGAAGUUGAUGCACCACGAGGAGACUGGAAUCAGAACCGCUGCGCUAGAGAUACUCAUGGCCUUACUGAAGCCAUGCUCCUCUGCGCUUUCAAAACGCACUCGUCAGCCGAGAAUGGACGGUGCUUUCUUCCGCCGAGUCGUCAGUGCGCUGCUUCUCGGGCAAUCCCCAGCUUCGCUCACUCAAGGAACAUCCAAUUCUGAGGGCGGGAUACUCAUGCAACCCGAUAUUUGCGACUUAUUCCUCGCCAAGUGGCUUAGCGUACACGACGAUGUGCGAUGGUUCUUCCUACGCGAAGCCACAGGGCUCUUGCAAAAAGCAACCCCAAGUACACCUCCCAUCCCUCUCGCACAGAACCUCCUCUCCCUCCUCGAGCGCCUAAACACGAUGCCCACCAAGCCCAAAGAGGUGAACGCCUUCUGGAUCCAGGAGCUAGCUUCCAAGCCCGCUAAACCUGGCAUCUCAAAUACUUCCAACGCUGGAGGAGAAGAAGAUCCUGACCCCUCUGACUGGCUUUCCUACUUCGAGGAACCUGUGCCAACUUCAGAUCAAGACGCAACUAAGGCUCCUCGGCGCACCACGAAGCUUUCAGUCCUCCAGAGCUUACACCACCUGCCUUCGCACCGUGCCGUCUUCUCUGAGUGCUGGCUUGCCCUAUUACCGCACCUUACUACGCCUGCUCUCGCCAGCAGAGCACUCAGUGUGCUGCACAAGAAGGUGCUGCCGAAUUUUACACGGCCGCUGAGACUUAUGGACUGGAUUGCAGGGUGUGUCGAUCAUGGAGGAGUUAUCGGCCUGCUUGCUCUAAACGCCCUGUUCACAUUGAUGAAGGAUCAUAACUUAGAUUAUCCGGACUUCUACAAACGCCUGUAUGCUUUCCUCACCCGUGACGUCCUGCACCUCAAAUACCGCGCCCGUUUCUUCCGUCUCACAGAGCUCUUCCUGUCUUCUACUCACCUCCCCGUCGCGCUCCUAGCUUCCUUCCUCAAGCGUCUCUCCCGUCUCUCCCUCUCUGCACCGCCAUCGGCUCUCGUCCUCCUGCUUCCCUUGACAUACAACAUCCUCAAAGCCCACCCAUCGCUCAUGCCCAUGCUUCAUCGUGAACCGCCAGCAGCAGGAGAAGACACAGACCCGUUUGACCCCCAGGAGCCAGAUCCCAUGAAGACGAAUGCACUUGGAAGCUCACUUUGGGAGCUUGCGAGCCAUAGAGAACAUUAUCUCGCGAGUGUGAGCACUAUGGCGCGCAUCUUAUCAGAACCGUUCACAAAGCCGUCGUAUGCGCUGGAGGACUUCCUUGACCAUACAUAUGGAACCAUGUUCGAAACGGAGAUCAAGAGGAAAAUCAAGCGCGACCCGGCGCUUGCGGGGGACUAUCAGGGGGAGAUAUUCCCGCCUGCUACGAUGGCGCUAGGGAUGGAGAAGGAGAACGGAGAGAAGAUAGGGGAUGUCGUGGCACAGUUAUGGGGAUUCGGAGUUAUGGUAUGA